Cladocopium goreaui is the source of this 2046-nucleotide messenger RNA. The record is from the annotation of a GenBank genome assembly. Lineage: Eukaryota; Dinophyceae; Suessiales; Symbiodiniaceae.
GUUCUGCAGAGCUUGUGGGUUUUCACCAGCAAGCGGCAGUGGUUGGGCGAAUGACCAGAAAUUCCAAUGGUUUCCUACUAUUCGGCCAAGGGUGCCAGCGCUCCAAGGCGCAGCCGGAGUGCAUCAGUGCGUCGUAGUGAUCCGGAGAAUGUCCCGGUGACACCGAUCUCUUACUAUGAGAGAGAAAGUCGACGUCGAAACCGAGCACUGCGCGAUGAAUUACGUGGUGCAGAGGCCAGCGGAUUGCUGGACUUAGCCGUUCAACGGGGACAUUCCUGGGAUACCAUUGGCAUUGCGACCGCUUUACACGCCCUGGCCAUAAAAGUGCGAGAUCAAUCCACCUCAUCCCAAGAGAUUCUGAGGGAUCAACGAUGGCAGCGCCUUUGUUCCUUAAGCUUCGCACGCUUGGUGGAAGGUGAGGCACGAAACUUGGCCAAUGUGGCCUGGUCUUUGGCCAAUAUUUUGGAGAGAGAUAUGCCGUUCCAAAGUCAUUUAGCAGAGCUGGUGAUACAACGAGCAGAAGAGUUGAAGACUCAAGAGAUCUCAAAUCUGAUGUGGUCUGCUGCAACUUUGCGGUUCCACCACGCUCCGAUGAUUUCGAGCCUAUUGUCGGAAUCCACCAAACAAAUCGGCCUUUUUUCAUCCCAAGAUGCUGCCAACACUCUCUGGGCCAUUGCUUCGCUGGCGCUAUCCAGGGAAAGCAGCGCCUUCUCUUCUUUGCUGGGGAGCGCACUGAAUCACGUCAACGAGUUCAAGCCGCAGGAGUGUGCCAACAGCAUUUGGGCCUUGGCCAAUUUGGCUUUCAACGACACAGAGCUCAUCAGAGGCAUUGCUUUCCGUGCAGUCGAGAUCCUCACGGAGUUCCGCAAUCAAAACUUGUCCAAUUUCAUCUGGGCCUUCGCAAAGUUGGGUCACAAAGAUGAAGAAACGACUGUCAAAGUUUUGGAGCUGUCUCGGGAGAGGCUUAUGACAUUUUCACCACAGGACCUGACAACAACAGUUUGGUCUUUGGCGACCAUGGAGCAUCGAGAUGACGACUUCUUGAAGCUGGCUGUGAUGGAGCUGCGCCAAAGAGCUCAACUGAAACCAUUGCAUCCGCAGCAUAUGUCCAACACAUUUUGGUCCCUUGCUGUUCUCAGCUACCCAGACACGCCCAUGUUUGAGUUCCUGUGUGACUCAAUGCGCUUUCGCAUCAAGGAAUUCAAGCCUCAGGAGAUUGCGAAUUUUAUUUGGUCUAUGGCCAUAACUGGAUAUAAAAGUCCAGGUGCGCUGAGUUUCAUGCUUCCUUGGGUGGAAGAGAUCGUACAUGAGUUUAGUUGCCAAAGCACUGCCAAUUUUGUUUGGUCCUACGCCAAACUUGGACUGGAUGAUUUCAAAGUCAUCCGUUUGAUUGAAAGUGCUGCGACCAGAAAGUUGCACUCAUUCUCUGAACAAGACUUGUCCACGACUCUGUGGGCUUUCGGUACCAUGCUGCACCGCAAUGAUCACUUCUUAGAAGAUUGGAUAGAAGUGGUUUCCAAACAUCUUCAACGUGCAUCCUUGAAGCCUCAGCAUGCCUCCAACAUCCUGUGGGCCCUGGCAUCAAUGAUCUUCUAUGAUGCUCCUUUUUACACUGCUCUUACCCAUGGCAUCCAAAAAUCCAUGAAAAGCUUCGCUCCCCAGGACCUGGCUUGUUCCAUCUGGGCCUGUGCUACUGUGGUUCACCGCGACCCAAGCUUCACAGAUCUGGUGGCUGACCAGGCGGCUGCCCAACUCAGGCAGUUUGAUGCACAGAGCGUGGGAAAUACGCUGUGGGGAGCGGCCUAUUUGAAGACCUCAGUUGUGAAGUUGUAUGAUGCACUGAGACUUAUGCUGGAUGACUCCACUUUGUGCUGCUACAAUGAGAAGGUGCUUGCCAUGGUCACCAGGGCGUUGAUGACUGAACCAGAAAAGGUUGAGGAGUCCUGGGAACUUUUCCAGCAGUUGCAGAGGCUUGAUGUGAACCCUGGGAUCAGCGCUCUCAGCUUGUACUUGCAUCGCAGCCGCCACUUGCAGCCAUCCCUUUAG